Periconia digitata is the source of this 673-nucleotide messenger RNA. NCBI's taxonomy places the organism in Eukaryota, Fungi, Ascomycota, Dothideomycetes, Pleosporales, Periconiaceae. The record is from the annotation of a GenBank genome assembly.
AUGCUUGUGUGUUCGACCAAGUCCCACCCAGAUUCAUUUCCCUUCCUAGAGCGGAAGCCUGAAGGCUGGCCCCAAUCAGCGCUGGGCCGGCUAACCGCUUCGGCGCAAACCUCAAUUGCCCACGAUACGAAGGGCGCAGCGUCAGCCACGCGAAGAAGUGGACGACAGGUCAAUUCCAUCCGCCCCUUUCCCGACGACGCUGGGCGAGUCAUCUGCAACACCGUUUCGAUUUCCAAUAUGUGGGAAUACGACCGAGGGCGUGUGUGUUGGCACCAAGAUUGCGCAUCUGCGAUACGCUGCUGCGCUGAGGGCCGAGGGCUCUGGACGAGGGCGGCUGUGCUUGUUUCCGGUCAGCAUCAAUCAACGCUGGGGCUGCACGCAGCAAAGAACGUGGACGACUGAGGAAGAAGUCAAUCGACGUCGAAAGACGUUCUGCGCUUCUUAUUCUCCCUCAAUUGAUCCUUCGUUGGCUUUGCAGCCGGUGCCCUCCGCUAAACCCCCGGUUGGAGGCAGCCUUGAAGACCGCCCCAUGGACCCACAAAGCCACAGCUCGGCGGCUGUGCUUAGGCAACGAACAUCGAAACACCAUCCUCAAACCAGUCACAAGGCACCAAACACCAGUUCUGCCUGUUGUGGCCUUCAAGUUGGCCUGUCUCGUAUCUUGUUGUGGCUU